CCAUCGCAGCCCUCAUUAAUCAACCAGCCUCAGCAAAUAUGGAUAUAAUAUCCACCGUUUCGAGCUAUGUCGGGAAGAUGGUGUCGUCAGCAGGCGCCGGAGGCUCUUCUGGGAAAAUGAAGAUUCUCCUCCUCGACAGUGAAACCGUGUCCAUAAUAUCUACGGCUGUCACACAGUCCACCUUGCUCAGCCAUGAAAUUUACCUGAUAGACCGGUUAGACAAUGCUGAUCGGGAGAAGAUGCGACAUCUUCGGUGUCUUUGCUUUGUACGGCCGACUUCGGAUGCGAUACAGCUCUUAAUCGAUGAGCUCCGGGACCCAAAGUAUGGGGAAUAUCACAUAUACUUCAGCAACAUUGUCAAGAAGUCAUCACUGGAACGCCUCGCAGAAGCUGACGACCAUGAAGUGGUCCGCGUGGUCCACGAGUACUUUGCCGACUUUCUGGUUAUUAAUCCCGAUCUAUUCUCCCUAGGCUUCGGCGGUGCUCAACGGCGUAUAUGGUCUACAUCGCCGGAUAUAUGGAACGGGGACGGACUAGUGCGUUCUGCAGAGGGGGUUCUCGCGAUAUUACUAAGCUUGAAGAAGAGACCGCUCGUACGGUAUGAAAAGAACAGUGCAUUGGCGAAAAAAUUAGCGUCGGAGAUCAAGUAUCAGAUUGCACAGGAGGACCAACUUUUUGACUUUGGGAGAAGGGCGGAUACACCACCGAUUCUGUUAAUCCUUGAUCGCAGGAAUGACCUGAUUACACCCUUGCUAUCGCAAUGGACGUAUCAGGCCAUGGUUCACGAAUUGUUGGGGAUACAUAAUGGACGGGUGGACUUGUCCGGGGUGCCGGAUGUUAGGCCUGAGCUAAAAGAAAUCGUGCUUUCGCAAGAUCAGGAUCCGUUUUUCAAGAAGAAUAUGUAUCUCAAUUUCGGUGACCUCGGUGGGAACAUCAAGGAUUAUGUGGAUACAUAUCAACAUAAGACUAAAUCAAACAUGAAUAUCGAGAGUAUUGCGGAUAUGAAGAGGUUUGUUGAGGAGUACCCUGAGUUCCGGAGGCUUUCCGGGAAUGUCACGAAGCAUGUCACACUUGUUGGGGAGCUUAGUAGGAGGGUCGAAAAGGACAGCCUACUAGAGGUUAGUGAGCUCGAGCAGAGUCUUGCUUGCAACGACUCGCAUGGAGCUGAUUUAAAGUCUCUCCAACGUCUCCUGCAAUCGAACAUUCCCAGCGAAAACAAGGUCCGGUUAGUAGCACUCUACAGUUUGCGUUAUGAGAAGCACCCCAACAACGCCUUGGCAGUCCUUCUGGAUCUACUUCAAGUUAAUGGAGUCCCACACUCCCGGCUCAAUACAAUCUCCAACCUACUGCACUAUCAAUCCACUGUAAAACGCCAAGAAGAUCUCUUCGAAACGGAUAGUAUCUUCUCUCGAGCACGCAGCGGCUUUAAAGGUCUUAAAGGUGUAGAAAAUGUCUACACCCAGCACACCCCACGUCUAGAGCAGACCCUCAACAACUUGAUCAAGGGCCGUCUAAAAGAGGCCACCCAUCCGUUCGUGGAAGGUGGUGGAACAACAAGGGAUAAGCCCCAAGAUAUCGUUAUCUUCAUGGCUGGAGGUACAACAUAUGAGGAAGCGAAGUUGGUUGCGCAAAUUAACGCUUCAACGCCGGGAGUUAGAGUUGUACUUGGCGGGUCUAGCUUGUUGAACAGUAAGGGUUUUAUGGAUGAAAUUGACGGGUUGGUUCCAACCUGGCCAGCGCCAGAGCCGAGGAGUGCUGCGGCAAGAUUGAGGAGAGAGCUUGGAAGGUAGCGUGGUAUAAUGGCCUUUUCAGACCCUUUUUAGUAUACUCGUGUUUUAUGUUCUUAGGCGUGGCGUUAAUGGUUUAAGAUGUUUUCUACAACUAUGAGAUGUGUGGGUUAGUACUGCGCACUGCGCUUCCACCCAGGAUGCUUGUGGGAGAUUCCCUGGAGCGGGGGCUGGCGGUUUUACCUUUCAGCUAUCAUAAUAUUAUUAUAGAAGUGUAA
Messenger RNA from Tuber melanosporum (Perigord truffle), 2005 nucleotides. RefSeq lists its product as uncharacterized. The record is from RefSeq and is a predicted model, not a curated record. The transcript is spliced from 8 exons. Bases 39 to 1790 code for a protein of 583 amino acids. Gene Ontology annotation, cellular component: Golgi membrane. NCBI's taxonomy places the organism in Eukaryota, Fungi, Ascomycota, Pezizomycetes, Pezizales, Tuberaceae. Gene Ontology annotation, biological process: intracellular protein transport; vesicle-mediated transport.